Molecule: messenger RNA, 4546 nt
Organism: Cololabis saira (Pacific saury)
Lineage: Eukaryota; Metazoa; Chordata; Actinopteri; Beloniformes; Belonidae
Product: melanoma receptor tyrosine-protein kinase-like
Exons: 27
Coding region: 221-3742 (1173 amino acids)
Biological process (GO): cell surface receptor protein tyrosine kinase signaling pathway; multicellular organism development; positive regulation of epithelial cell proliferation
Cellular component (GO): basal plasma membrane; signaling receptor complex
Molecular function (GO): epidermal growth factor binding; epidermal growth factor receptor activity; ATP binding
Source: RefSeq, a predicted model, not a curated record
GGAUGUAAAGUGUCUUUUCUGUCCAGCAGACGAGGAGGAGCGUGAGUGUGUGAGUCUGGGAAGAGACUCGUGCACUUUCAGGACUCAGGAGUCUGCAGCUCCGACGGAACCAGGGAGGAGGUGAGGGGGGUUCGCUGCCUGGACUCCAGACGGAGACGGAGCUCCGCCGUCCCGGGACGCGCACUCGCCUGCAGGACUCGGAGUAAAGCGGACCGACGACAUGGAGCGCAUGAACGGAGCAGCGGCGCUGCUGCUGCUGCUGCUCGGAGCCUGCUGCUGCACCGGCCCCGGGAGGAGAGUGUGCCAGGGGAUGAGCAACCAGCUCACGCAGCUCGGGACCCGUGAGAAUCACUAUGACAACAUGGCGAGGAUGUACUCCAACUGCUCAGUGGUGCUGGACAACCUGGAGGUCACCUACACCCUGGAGCACCAGAACCUGUCCUUCCUGCAGUCCAUCGAGGAAGUGGGCGGCUACGUCCUCAUCGCCAUGAACGAGGCGGCGACCCUCCCCCUGCUCAAUCUGAGGCUGAUCCGGGGGCAGAACCUCUACGAGGACCGCUACGCCCUGCUGGUCAUGUCCAACUACAACAGGAACCACUCGUCCGCCACGCUGAACUACACCAGCGGCCUGCGGCGGCUGGAGCUCAGCAGCCUCACCGAGAUUUUGACCGGAGGGGUGAAGAUGACCCACAAUCCUUUGCUGUGUAACCUGGAGACCAUCCAGUGGUGGGACAUCGUGGACCAGACCAAGAACAGCAGCAUGUAUUUCAAGCCCGACCCGUUCCCACGGCGAUGUGAGGCGUGUGACCCCGGCUGCACCAGCGGCUCGUGUUGGGCGGCGGGACCGGACCACUGCCAGAAAGUCACCAAGCUGCGGUGUGCGGAGCAGUGCAGCGGGAGGUGCCGCGGCCCCGAACCCAUCCACUGCUGCAACCAGCACUGCGCCGCCGGCUGCACCGGCCCUCGAGCCACCGACUGCCUGGCCUGCAGGGACUUCAACGACGGGGGAACCUGUAAGGACGCUUGUCCUCCGCUGACCAUUUACGACCGGAAAACCCAGACGGUGGUCAGCAAUCCCAACGCCAAGUACACCUUCGGAGCCACCUGCGUCAAAGCCUGCCCACACAACUACGUGGUGACGGAGGGCUCCUGCGUUCGUACCUGCAGCGCUGGGAUGUACGAGGUGGAGGAGAAGGGAGUCCAGCGCUGCAAACCCUGCGAUGGGCCGUGUCCUAAAGCCUGUGACGGCGUCGGGGUCGGCUCGCUGGUCAACACCAUCGCUGUCAACGCCUCCAACAUCGAGUCCUUCAGGAACUGCACCAAGAUCAACGGGGACGUCCUCCUGGUCGAGGCCUCCUUCACGGGGGAUCGUCACUAUAACAUCCCGCCCAUGGACCCUGAGAAGCUGGAGAGCUUCAGGACGGUGAAGGAGAUCACCGGUUUCCUGAUGAUCAACUGGUGGCCCCGCAAUCUGACGUCUCUGUCGGUGUUUGAGCAGCUGGAGAUCAUCAGGGGGAGAACCACCUUCCUGAAUCGUUUCAGCCUGGUGGUGGUGAACGCCAAGCGGCUGCGGUGGCUCGGCCUUCGCUCUCUGAAGGAGGUGAGCGCCGGCGGGGUUCGCCUGACGGGCAACGCCGAGCUGUGCUACACCGACACCGUGCAGUGGUCCCACCUCUUCAGAUCCAAGGACCAGAAAACCACCAACACCGACCCCCUGGCCGCGUGCGAGCGGCAGAACCGGACCUGCGACCGGGAGUGUUCGGAGGAGGGCUGCUGGGGUCCGGGUCCCACCAUGUGCGUGUCCUGUCGGCACUCGGAGCGCAGGGGGCGCUGUGUGCUGCUCUGCAACCUGCUGCAGGGCUCACCUCGAGAGGUGGAGAUGAACGGGAGCUGCGUCGAGUGUCACCCCGAGUGUCUGGUCCAGACGUCCAGCCCGACCUGCCAUGGACCGGGCCCGGACCAGUGCUCCCACUGCGCCCACUUCAAGGACGGCUCCCACUGCGUGCUGCGCUGCCCCCACGGCGUCCUGGGAGACGGAGACACGCUGAUCUGGAAGUAUGCUGACGAGGCGGGCCGGUGCCAGCUGUGCCACCAGAACUGCUCCCAGGGGUGUUCUGGACCCGGACUGUCCGGAUGCACGGGCCCUGCGGCGUCCUCCCUGCUGGCGGUGCGCGUGGUUGGGGGACUCCUGGUGGUCGUCAUCGUCUCGCUGGUCGUCCUGGUGUUGCUACGGCGACGGCGGAUCCGGAAGAAGAGGACGACGCGGCGCCUCAUGCAGGAGAUGGAGCUGGUCCAGCCGCUGACCCCGAGUGGCCACGCCCCCAACCAGGCCAUGCUGAGGAUCCUGAAGGAGAUGGACUUCAGGAAGGUCAGGGUUCUGGGCUCCGGGGCCUUCGGGACCGUCUACAAGGGUUUAUGGAUCCCUGAAGGGGAGAACGUGAAGAUCCCCGUAGCCAUCAAGGUCCUGAGAGAGGCCGCGUCCCCCAAAGCCAACCAGGAAAUCCUGGAUGAGGCCUACGUGAUGGCGAGCGUGGAGCACCCCCACGUGUGUCGGCUGCUGGGGAUCUGCCUGACGUCGUCCGUGCAGCUGGUGACCCAGCUGAUGCCCUACGGCUGUCUGCUGGACUACGUCCGGCACCACCAGGACAACGUCGGUGCUCAGUGGCUGCUCAACUGGUGCGUCCAGAUCGCCAAGGGGAUGAACUACCUGGAGGAGCGUCACCUGGUGCACCGAGACCUGGCGGCGAGGAACGUCCUGGUGAAGAGCCCCAACCACAUCAAGAUCACCGACUUCGGCCUCGCCAAGCUGCUGACCGCCGAUGAGAAGGAGUACCACGCUGACGGGGGAAAGGUUCCCAUCAAGUGGAUGGCGCUGGAGUCGAUCCUGCAGUGGACCUACACCCACCAGAGCGACGUCUGGAGCUACGGGGUGACGGUGUGGGAGCUGAUGACCUUCGGAUCCAAACCCUACAACGGCAUCCCGGCCAGCGAGAUCGCGGCGGUGCUGGAGAGCGGCGAGCGGCUGCCGCAGCCCCCCAUCUGCACCAUCGAGGUCUACAUGAUCAUGGUCAAAUGUUGGAUGAUCGACCCGUCCAGUCGUCCCCGGUUCCGAGAGCUGAUAGUGGAGUUCUCCCAAAUGGCCCGAGACCCGUCCAGAUACCUGGUCAUACAGGGUGACCUGCCCAGUCCAUCGGACAGCAGGUUCUACUCCCGCCUGCUGAGUUCCGACGACGCCGAGGACGUCGUCGACGCAGACGAGUACCUGCUGCCGUACAAACGCACGUGUAACCAUGACAACCGUCCCUGCAGCAACACGAACGGUCAUCCAGUCAGAGAGAACAGCAUCGCGCUGCGAUACAUCACCGACCCCACUCACAACGCCCUGGAUAAAGACGAGCUCAGCGGCCACGAGUACAUGAACCAGAGUGUGAGUGAAACCAGCCGGAACAGCAGGCUGUCGGACGUUUUGAAUCCCAACUACGAGGACCCGGGCCGGGGUCCGAGCUCCCUCUCCUCCCCGCCAGAGGAUCCCAUGCUCCCUGGACCCGAGUACCUGAACACGGUCCAGAGCUGGUUCCCCCCGGCAGCCACCGACAGCCUCCCCGACCCCGACUACCACGCAGACUUCCUGCCAGAGACGGCCACCGCAGGAGCUUCAGCGGAGAACGGUUUGUUCCUCCCGGCGGCGGAGAACCUGGAGUACCUGGGUCUGGGGGCUGCACUGCACGCUCCCGUCCGCUAGGGGGCAGCAGCCUGCAGGCAGUCGGGCUGAAGCUGCUCCUGGAGACGGCCUGUGGUCUCCUUCAACUCAGCUGAUUUCUAUUUAACCGCCUUACCGUCGGUUUUCCAGGGAAUGUGGACUCAGAGAGCUGAAACGGAACCAACAAGCUUUUCUUCUGUGUUUGAGAAGAACCUUUUGGAGAAGUGGGACUAAAGCAAACUUCAAACCUCUUCAGUUGUUUGCAGCUGGAACUCUGACCUCUGUAACUGCAUUGGUCUCAAACACGUGGAAGGACACGAGAGCCCUCAGAGCGUCACGGACUACAACCAAAGCGUUCCUGCUUGCUCCCCCCUCGGUUCUCCUCCAUCCCUCGUUCCUCAGUGUUGACAUUAGUGAGCGGAGCGACGUCUGACGUCGUACGGAGCAGCGUCCCACUCAAGGGUCGACGUUGGGUUUCAGUUCUGCUACAGAACCACUGGCUUGACCCCAAAGAAUGACCCUCACGGUCAAAUGUCCACUUUUAUUACAGAAAUGAACAUAUUUACAGUCGGGAUUUUAAAAAUAAUCCAGUUUUGGUCUCCAUAGUUUCACGUCCAUGACAACUGCAGAACCUUUUAGGUUUGGAGGUUUUAUAACUUUGAUGUACCUCAUCAAGUAAAUUGUACAAAUGACCAGAUUUAUGUAUAAUUGAGGGCGUGUGGUUUAUCUGGCGGCUGCUGCGGUUAAUGGCAAGCUGUCAUCCCUUUAGCUACGUAGCGAUUAGCACUGUUGUGACUUCUGAACUGUGAAUAAACACCAAACUCCACAUGAUCAUUCUCAUUUUAC